UUAGAUCGUAACCAUGAAGGGAUAAUUAGUCAAGCCUCAGGUCAAUACUGACAGAGUUUCAAGUGAAAUGUGUAGUUCCUAAUGAAUCCGCGGAGGGAAGACAUGCGUCAACAGAUGUUUGUGUUAGCUGUGUUAUUAAAUAUGUUCGUAUUGUCUACUGCGGAUAAUGAUACUGUAUACAGUGGACUGCUAACACCUGGAUGCGUGCAGCACUAUCACAGGAUAUACGUGACGAAGCAAGUUCCUGCUCGGAAUUAUAUGUACUAUCAUGAAGUCCUUGCUGGACAGCAACUCGAGAGUGAUGUCAUAAAGUCCGUAGACUUUCGCUGGAGGAUAGUGGGUGGCACAAAGAUACCCAUCGAAGAUGCGCCGUACCAAGUUUUGCACGGCAAGUAUUGCGGUGCAGCGCUCAUAGCACCAGAAUGGGUCAUUACUGCUGCUCAUUGUAAUCCUAAGGAAACACAUGUGUACGCUGGUUCCACACAUCGAAGUAAAACAAAAGGGUAUCUGAUUUGUGCACAUUUCCUACAUCCUUUAUGGAACAUUACCAGUAAAAUACAUAGUCAUGACUUCGACUACCAGUUGGUUCUGUUAGAAACUCCAAUACCUGUGAAUUCAUUUUCGAGGCCCAUUGCGAUCGGAACUGUAGCAGACAUUCAACCAGGCGUCAUGGUCUCAAUAAGUGGAUGGGGUCAUUUGGCAUAUAAAAAAAGCAAAAUGCAAGAUCUGCUCCAACGAAUAUAUGUGCCCAUAAUAGGAAGCGAUGUGUGUAAAGCUAUUGCUCAUGAAUCCUACAAUGCUUUGACGCCGAGAAUGUUCUGCGCAGGAUAUAUUGACGGGUCUAAAGAUUCUUGUCAGGGGGACUCAGGCGGGCCAGUUGUUGCGAACGGUAAACUAAUAGGUCUAGUAUCAUUUGGGAUAGGAUGUGCAACUCCAAAUAAACCAGGUGUCUAUGCUAACGUGCCGUAUGUCAGACAAUGGAUAAGAAAAAUAACCGGUUUACCUUUAUAAUUAAGAGAUAAUGUUCGUAUAAAUAUUAAUCUUUUCUUUGAUAAUAUGAAUGAUAAAUAAAAGGGAGCUAAAAGUAAUACCCCGUGGAACUCCGAAUUUAAGAGACGACUCAUAAACGACGAUAAUAUAAAGGUAUUCGUAAGGUUACAUCAAAUACUUGUUUUUUUAUUUAUUUAUUAUGUAACGUAUAAAAAACAAAAGAGUUAAACAUUUUUUUUUUUAUUAAAAAAUGUUUCCAUAAUUUUUUACUUCUGAUGAAAUAUCUAUAAAAGCAAAUGGUGUUCAAACUCAACUUCUAACAAUUUGAUUUUACAAUAUUAAAAUUUUUGUAUAAUGA
This is a messenger RNA of Nymphalis io (European peacock), 1348 nucleotides long. RefSeq names its product trypsin 3A1-like. NCBI's taxonomy places the organism in Eukaryota, Metazoa, Arthropoda, Insecta, Lepidoptera, Nymphalidae. The transcript is spliced from 6 exons. The coding region runs from base 82 to 1011 and encodes 309 amino acids. The record is from RefSeq and is a predicted model, not a curated record. Gene Ontology annotation, molecular function: serine-type endopeptidase activity. Gene Ontology annotation, biological process: proteolysis.